GCUAAAUGUUCGACUUAUUACUCUGGAAGCCGAUUAAAACGCAGCUUAUGAUGCGCAAAUCGUUGACUGAUUACUGUUAUGUAGCCGGCUUCCUUGCCAGCGCCGUCGGAGGUGUUCAGUUUAUGGUUAUCCUCCAAGAAGGAGUUAUACUAUGAUGGGUUUUGAAUUUAUAUUAUGGAAAUACUGUUUUCUGUUAUAUUAAACUUAUUUCUUAUAAUACUUUGGAAAAUAAUAUUUGUAUCCGGUGUCGCUCCCAUUAACGAAACGGUGCCUUUCCAGAAUGUUAAUCUAAGCAAUACACUUAAUGUGGAAAUUAUCUCAGUCGGCAAUUACUAUCCUACGUCGAUUUCCAGCAAUCCCUAUGCUGGACCGGGUUUAGAUUUGGGUAUUGUCCAUCUGAGGGAUAUGUUUGCUAAGUCAUCGCCAGUGGUCAACUUUAAGCACACAUACGUUUAUGACCGGAAGUAUCGGUUUUGUGGCGACAUCACUGACAAUGUUGAUCGGAUGACUGCCGAAUAUUAUUACAACAGGCAGUUUCUGCCCAACAUUACCGCAUUCAUUGCACCGGGAUGCACGGAAAGAAUAAAUCUCAGUAAACUAAUUCGAGGGUGGAAUUCCUUGAUGAUGGUUGGAGGAAAUGGUGAAAUAAUUUUUCGAAAUAAAGCCCUUUUUCCCAAUGUGAUUCUUGCCGGGGAAAAUGCCAUAAAAAGUUACACAACGUAUUUUGCUGCAUUGCUGCGGAAAUUCAACUGGUCAACCGUGUACAUAAUCUCCGAUCAGUCGGCCAAACCGUUUCACGCUUUACUUGCACCAAAUUUACACGCUUCACUCAAAGAACAAAAGGAUUUUCGACUAACGUUUAGCCGGACAGGAGGACCCGAUCUGCCAACAUUUGAUUCGGUUUUGGCGGACAUACGCCAGUCUAGUCGAAUUGUAGUAUUUCUGGGAUACGCUGCAGUACUGCGCACAUUUAUGCUCAAAGCUCAAAAAGCCGGAAUGACUGAUGGUGAUUACGUUUAUUUUGCAUUGGAGCCUUUUAAACAUUCUGAUUAUGGAAACUUGACAUGGAAAUAUAAUGAUAAAGAUGAUGAGGAUGCACGCAGAUCCUUUCAGUCGUUGCUCAUUGUGACAUCUGCAAAUAACUAUCUGGCUGAAGAUCGCCUAAUAUUUUACAACCAACUGAAGGAUCUUUCGUAUUCGAGAUAUAAUUUUACCUACGCCGUCAACGAAGUUCCGAAUCCUUUUGUCACCGCAAGUACCGAAAGCAUGAUUAUGUUUGGGACUGUGUUGCAAGAAAUGAUUGCCGAAUAUCCCUUACCAAAAUUGUCCGACGGUAGUGCGAUGGCGAAACGUUUCUGGAAUCGAACCUUCACACUGUCCGAUCCAUAUUCCGUUACGAUCGCCUUUGACGAUGUCGGUGAACGUAAACAGCUUCUGGUAACGCAACAAUUUAUUGAUAAUUUCACCGAUCGGACGAACGUUGCCGUGUAUAAUGAGACCAGUGGGAAUGUCGAUAUUUUAACUAAUAUUCGCUGGCCGAUCGCAUGGCCGCCCCCCAAUGAGCCCUUUUGCGGAUACCUCGGCCUUGACGUUCGCUGUCGCAGUGCCGGUACGACAUCCUUUGUGCUGACCAGUGCGAUAUCCGUAAUUGCUUGCAUGAUGAUUAUUAUUUUGGUGACCGUGGGAAUUUUAAGAUAUCUUCGUCCAUUUUCCCAAGAUUUAUACCGUUGGCUGCUUCUGGAUGCCGAUGUGCAGUUGGCGUACACUAAAACGGCGUGUUCGCAUAUGGCCACGUAUCAUGGUGAUUCCGUGUGGGCCACCUGGACCGGUGUGGAAAUCCGGCCAGCGCUCACUGUCGAUGCCCUUAAAGUUGCGCAUAACGAUUUAUUCGCAACGUUUGCCGAUAUUGACCAUCGUAACAUAAAUUGCUUUAUUGGCGUCUAUCUGGAAAACAACCGCGAUGUGUGGUUUCUCAGUACGUGGAAUCGACGUGGAUCUCUGGAUCGGCUGCUGAGCAAUGUGGAUUCCCCCAUUGCCGACUGGGAUUUCAAGGUGUGCUUGGUAUCCGAUCUGCUAGAGGGCUUAUGUUAUAUUCAUCAAAGUCCUGCAAAAUAUCACGGUUCGCUCAGCGCACAUCAGUGUCUUCUGGACCCUCAUUUUACCCUGGUCAUUGGUUCACUGGGAUAUGACAGAAUGAUAACCGCUUUGACGGAAAACCCGGUGCAAGAAAAAGGUCGAACCCGGUCCAUACUUGGCAAAUUGUUCAGUUGGACACACGCAGUCAAAUCAUCUACCAUUGUAAUUUGGCAACAAAACGACAUCAAAGCCUUUAAGGAUAUCGUUUUUCAAAUAUGUUUCCCUAUACGACUAGUCCAAGACAAAGCGCUAGAUCAGCAGUUGUCCCGAAAAGCAGCGCAAAUGUAUAAAUUCCAGGAGAUCUUGGUGGAUACGCCGACACCCUCCCUAAAUUUAGAAGAUAUACGGACAAAAUUUAGGCAGUUAUUUGGAAAACGAAACAAGAAUGUUGUGGAAAAUUUACUAGCCAAGACCACUUCCUAUGCGGAGACGCUGGAAGAAAUUGUGGGCAGUCGGACGUUGCAACUGAAGAGCGAAAGGCAAAAAGCCGAUGACCUUUUGUCGGAAAUCCUCCCAAGAACGAUUGUCAAUGCUCUAAGAAAUAAGCAAGACGUGCGUCCCGAAGACUUUGACUCGGUUACCUUUGCCUUUUCUGACUUGCCUGGGUUUGUCACGUGGUCGUCUCAAGCCGCAGCAGCAUCUGUGAUUGAAUUAUUGAGCAGAGUGUACGUGACCUUUGACGAAGAAACUGCUCGAUUUGAUGUGUACAAAGUGGAAACAGUUGGUGAUACUUACGUGGUUGCCAGUGGCCUUCCAAUACGAAACGGUGACCAGCAUGCGCUGGAGAUUUGUCAAAUGGCGAAGUGUUUUUUAAGCCGUUCGAAAGCUCUGGAUCUUGAGAGAGACAACAUGCGUUUACGAGUAGGCAUACAUUCUGGAGCAUGUGCUGCUGGUGUUAUUGGGAACAUUCUGCCACGAUACUGCGUAUUCGGAGAUGUGGUAAAUACGGCUUCCCGGAUGGAAACAACCGGUGAACCUGGAAAAAUUCAUGCCAGUAGCAAUACCGCAAAACUGAUACCGCUUGGACAAGGCAUUAUUAAGAUCCCUCGGGGAAUUAUCGAUGUCAAGGGAAAGGGCCAAAUGCAGACGUACUGGAUAGCUUGAGAAGAUGUUGCUUGCGAUCCGUUCUUAUUAAUACAUGUUUUAUUAAGAGUAACAUUUCCGAGUAGCAACAGUUUACAAGACUCAUCUGCACUUCCUUGUAAAUUAACUAUUAAAAUAGUAAAACUGUCAUCUGCAAGAUAGCGCAACGAACUGAACAAAAAAUUCACUAGAAAAUAACAAACACAAGAACCAGAAACUGCAAUACUUUAGACAAUCAACCAAAUAAUCCAGAUCUAUUCUUCUUCUUCCUCAUGAUCGGCGUUGCCGUUCUGCAGCGCCACAUCAAUUCCAUUAACCGUAAUCAUCUGUCCGCUUUCACCAGACUCGUCUUCGUCCUCCUCUUCUU
Molecule: messenger RNA, 3586 nt
Organism: Paramacrobiotus metropolitanus
Lineage: Eukaryota; Metazoa; Tardigrada; Eutardigrada; Parachela; Macrobiotidae
Product: atrial natriuretic peptide receptor 1-like
Exons: 19
Coding region: 175-3240 (1021 amino acids)
Biological process (GO): receptor guanylyl cyclase signaling pathway; cGMP biosynthetic process; intracellular signal transduction
Molecular function (GO): peptide receptor activity; guanylate cyclase activity
Source: RefSeq, a predicted model, not a curated record